Messenger RNA from Eucalyptus grandis, 1473 nucleotides. Its product is annotated as repressor of RNA polymerase III transcription MAF1 homolog. The record is from RefSeq and is a predicted model, not a curated record. Gene Ontology annotation, cellular component: nucleus. Gene Ontology annotation, biological process: negative regulation of transcription by RNA polymerase III. Lineage: Eukaryota; Viridiplantae; Streptophyta; Magnoliopsida; Myrtales; Myrtaceae. The transcript has 12 exons. Bases 441 to 1115 code for a protein of 224 amino acids. Gene Ontology annotation, molecular function: RNA polymerase III core binding.
UUACAGAGCGGAGGCUUCCAGUUCAGAAUAUUCCAAUUAGGGUUCCAUCCUCGAUGCCCCCGAUUCCCUCCCAACCUCAAACACCGAAGCCAGAAGAGAAGCCCGUCGAUCCCAUCCGCCCGCCCGUUCCGCGUAAUCGCACCUCCGUCUCGGCGCUCCGUCUCGCCGGCCACGAUCGCCGGAGGUUAAAUGAAACCAAGAAGACGAGCUGAACAGAGAAGGAAAUGUUUUUAUCAAUUGGCAAUUGGGAGAAUUUUGGAGAGAACACUUAUGCUUUAGUAGGUCUAAUGAUCGAUGUAAACUAUAUUUGACCUGUUUGGUGAAAUGUGCGUAAACGCCUAAUGUAUCAUUUUAGAUUGGAAGCGGCAACUUGGACGCCAUUUUCCCCUUUUCAUCAUGGACCUUGAGAAGGCUGUUGAACUCAUCAUACUACCUGCACAAUGAAGUUCCUAGAAUACACUCCUCUGGAACGAAUAAAUGAUUUUUUGGAUAAUUUGAGUCUUGGCGAAUGUACCAUCAAAGGGUGCCUUGAAGCUUACUCCUGCAAGCAUACAGGAACAGAUAAAAAACUUUCCCUCAGUUUGGAGCAUGAGAUUCUUGAUUAUCUCGGAAGAUCUUCAGACACUGACUCUUCUUCGCCAGUCGAUCACUUGUUGAGCAGAUCCAGCCGAAAGACAUUGAUCUAUCUGGUUCUUACGCUGUAUCACAUGUAUCCAGAUUACGACUUCAGUGUGGUGAAAGCUCAUCAGUUCUUUACUGAGGAAAGCUGGGACAGUUUUAAGCAGAUCUUUGAUAUGUACAUGUUUGAAGCAUCCAAGGAAUGGGUGGAGGCAAAUGGUGAUGGUUCCCUUCUUGAAACCUUAAAAGAGGCUCUGGAUGAGGUUGUUAAGCUAUCCGAAUGCGAAAUAUACAGCUAUAAUCCCAAUUCAGAUGCAGACCCGUUUUCAGAGAGAGGAGCAAUAUGGUCUUUCAGUUUCUUCUUCUAUAAUCGGAAACUGAAGCGCAUUGUUAGCUUCCGAUUUUUGUGCUUAAGCAACUUGGUGGUGGAGGGACUGCUUCCAAAUGAAUUAGGCUAUGGUGAAGAUGAGGAAAUCUUCGAUGACAUGGACAUGUAAAUACAACGCCUAGUUGAUAUGUGUAUUCUGUCCAGAGUAGAGACUUGUAGACCUCCGGCUGUACAUGUCUGGCGUGAAGCUUUUUCAGAGAGCUCAAUAGUAGGUCUAGUUGAUCUAGCUUUUCAGCGUGCAGUUGCUGAUGUCAUUUCAAUGGGUUUUAUGCGUGUAAAAAGUUGUAAUGCUUGAAGACUUGCUGAUAUCUGGAGUUUCUGUUAAGCGGCUUUGGCGGAACAAGGAAAAAAGGAAGAUUCUGGAAGGUGUGCCCCGGUUUAUUCUCCUAUGUUCGGACUCUGACAUGGUCAUCACCAUGGCUGUUUUUGAAAUGUGGUUUGGUGGUUGACGAGUGUCCUGAGUCUAA